Entelurus aequoreus (snake pipefish) is the source of this 1709-nucleotide messenger RNA. It is a transcript of the gene ifngr1l, whose product is annotated as interferon gamma receptor 1-like. Lineage: Eukaryota; Metazoa; Chordata; Actinopteri; Syngnathiformes; Syngnathidae. The transcript has 8 exons. Bases 77 to 1261 code for a protein of 394 amino acids. The record is from RefSeq and is a predicted model, not a curated record. Gene Ontology annotation, molecular function: protein binding.
CGGAAGUGGGAAGCCAGGCUUGGGAAACUUCCCCUCCGGAGUCGCCACUAAGUUCAAGUGCUCCUAACGCUCGGACAUGACUCGCACUUCUUUAAUGGCUCUGCUGGGCGUCUUCUUCGUCUUGCCACCCAGCACGACACACGUGGCGCCCCCUAGCAACGUGACGCUGCACUGCGGCAACCUGAGGAACAAAGUGGUGUGGAACUACGACUCCCUGCCUCCAGGACUCCAAUUCAGGGUGGAUGUCGGCCAGGUGUCGGACUCGAAUGGCGAUCAACGGCGCGACGAAGGACUUCACCCGUGGGUUUGGCGGCAAGCAUCGGCUAGGCGUCUGCUAUCAGGACGCAUUGCCCCACUGUGGGUGGACCCGCCCCACCUCCAAGCUGACGUGUCUUUUCUCUCGGACCCGGACAACGAUUACUCCCUAACCGUGACCGCCGUCCUCGGAGAGAACCAGUCCGAGCCCGCUCCAGCCGAUGGCAUUGACUUCAGCUACUACAGGAAUUCUCCAGCCAGCCAGAUCUGUUCUUUGGACCUGCCGCCUGUGACCGUGUUGGAACAGCAGGAUCACUCUGUCCUGCUCAGCUUCCAGCAUCCGUGGCUCUUAUACCACCAGAAACUUUCUUCCCAGUCCGGAAGCAGAAAGAAGAAGAGGCACGAGCAGCCCGACGACCUUCUGCCUGUCUUCAAAUACGAUGUCACCAUCAACCAGAAGCAGUUUGCCGAGCUGAGCUGCUCUGAGCGAGUGUGUGAGAAGAUGCUCCCGGUGGACCCCCAGCAGGAAAAGCAUUGUGUGACCAUCAGGGGCGUGCUGAACAAAAUGAAGGUUGACGGAACGCAGGACUACUGCGCACUGCCAAUGAAGGGAAACAAAGUGGUGGUUGUCUCUGUGCUGGUGUCCCUGCUGGUCCUGGCUGGUGUCGCCAUGGUCUUCAUCAUGUGCUGCAGACAACACACCAAAGCCUCCUUUGAUCCUCCAUCCUCACUGGAGGUCAGCCACAAUCCCAACACCAACACCUGCACCCUGACACCUGUCCAGGAGGCGGCCCACGUUCCUGAAGUCACCUGCAGCGUGUCCUCUCUGCACGACCAAGAACUGCUCAGCAACCCCAGCGGCGAGCCUGACGCCGAUGUGCAGGAGGAGGAGCAGGAGGAGGAGGAGGAGGAGGAGGAGGAGGAGGAGGGUUACAUGGGCGGGGACAACUUGGAGGAAGACCUGCUGGACUCAUUCAACCCUUAUGAGAAACGUUGUGCUGUCUAGCAGCAGGUGAGACUUUAUGCUAGCAUGCACCUGCUGUCUCAGCCAAUCACACGCCCCUGAGUGGGGGACACGCCCCUGAGUGAGGGACACGCCCCUUGUCUUCUUGCAUCUCAGGAAGAUGAAAGGACGCACCUAGAAUAGAUGAUCCUGUGACGUGGAAAUGAUGGAGCUGUUAGGAGUCCAAAGUCAAAUAGGAGUCAGACGUGGAAGAUUGCAUUGACAUUUAACUUCAUUUUAGCAAGUGGAAGGCAGAUUUACUACAAGUUGACUUGCUGCUGACUCAAAGUGAGGAAGGAAGGGUGUUAGAACCUGCAGCAAGUCUGCUUCAUGUCUUACCUGCACUCACCUUGCUUCCCCUCAAUGGGACUGUGGGCGGGGCUUAUUCAACAUGUAUUUAUUUCAUAUUGUAUUCAAGCUGUGAAUAUAUUUCUAUUAUUUCUCUUGAAAA